Lutra lutra (Eurasian river otter) is the source of this 1256-nucleotide messenger RNA. It is a transcript of the gene SLC25A5, whose product is annotated as solute carrier family 25 member 5. Lineage: Eukaryota; Metazoa; Chordata; Mammalia; Carnivora; Mustelidae. Gene Ontology annotation, cellular component: mitochondrial inner membrane. Bases 104 to 1000 code for a protein of 298 amino acids. The transcript has 4 exons. Gene Ontology annotation, molecular function: ATP:ADP antiporter activity. Gene Ontology annotation, biological process: mitochondrial ADP transmembrane transport; mitochondrial ATP transmembrane transport. The record is from RefSeq and is a predicted model, not a curated record.
CGCCCUAUAUAAAUCGGCCAUUUGUUUCGCUCCGCCCCAGAGUCCCGGAGUCCCAGCCGGUUCCUACCGCAGUCCCGCAGUUGGCCGUCUCAUUCCUUUCAACAUGACAGAUGCCGCUGUGUCCUUCGCCAAGGACUUCCUGGCGGGUGGAGUGGCCGCGGCCAUCUCCAAGACGGCGGUAGCGCCCAUAGAGCGGGUCAAGCUGCUGCUGCAGGUGCAGCAUGCCAGCAAGCAAAUCACUGCGGAUAAGCAAUACAAGGGCAUUAUAGACUGCGUGGUUCGUAUCCCCAAGGAGCAGGGAGUCCUGUCCUUCUGGCGCGGUAACCUGGCCAAUGUCAUCAGAUACUUCCCCACCCAGGCUCUCAACUUCGCCUUCAAAGAUAAGUACAAGCAGAUCUUCCUGGGUGGCGUGGACAAGAGAACCCAGUUUUGGCGCUACUUUGCCGGGAAUCUGGCAUCGGGUGGUGCAGCUGGAGCCACGUCCUUGUGCUUUGUGUAUCCUCUUGAUUUUGCCCGUACCCGCCUAGCAGCCGAUGUGGGCAAAGCCGGAGCUGAAAGGGAAUUCAGAGGCCUUGGUGACUGCCUGGUUAAGAUCUACAAAUCUGAUGGCAUUAGGGGCCUGUACCAAGGCUUCAAUGUGUCUGUGCAGGGUAUUAUCAUCUACCGAGCCGCCUACUUCGGUAUCUAUGACACCGCCAAGGGAAUGCUUCCAGACCCCAAGAAUACUCACAUCUUCAUCAGCUGGAUGAUCGCACAGUCUGUCACAGCGGUUGCUGGGUUGACUUCCUAUCCAUUUGACACUGUUCGCCGCCGAAUGAUGAUGCAGUCUGGGCGCAAAGGGACUGACAUCAUGUACACAGGCACAGUGGAUUGCUGGAGGAAGAUCGCACGCGAUGAAGGCGCCAAAGCGUUUUUCAAGGGGGCGUGGUCCAAUGUUCUCCGCGGCAUGGGUGGUGCUUUCGUGCUGGUCUUGUACGAUGAAAUCAAGAAGUUCACAUAAGUUAUUUCGGAGCCUUCUCCCCCUCCCCCCCCCCCCCGCCCCGGAACAGGCAUGUUGUAUGAUAGAACAUAUCCUGAGCAUUCUUGACAGACUGUUGGCUGUCUGUUUAUCGAUGGCAACUUUCACUGGUUAAACGGGAAGCAAUAAUACAUGAGCAGUUUUCUCUUAAAGCCAUUUCCACGAUGAUGGGACUCAAUUAUAUUUUUUAUUUCAGUAACUCCUGAUAAAUUUGAAGAAAUAAAAAAUAUCUGAAAUA